Molecule: messenger RNA, 1121 nt
Organism: Funneliformis caledonium
Lineage: Eukaryota; Fungi; Glomeromycota; Glomeromycetes; Glomerales; Glomeraceae
Source: the annotation of a GenBank genome assembly
CAAAAAUCUUGCUGGAAGACGAGGGGCAUUGGAAAUCAAAUUAAAUGAUGAAACUCAGUCUACAGAAGGAUACUGGAACUCAACAAGGGAAUGGGUAUAUCCUAUUGCAUUGAAUAUUAUUGCAAAACCUACUCUCGACUUGGUAAUUCAAUGUCGAUACACCGAACAUGAGCGUGCCUUGACGAAAAUUUACCUUGGCCCGGAAGGAAGUCAUGAACAUAUAUGGAAACGUUUAAUGGAUGGUCCUUAUGAAAUGAAACAAAUUUCUUUGCAUGAUAACGAUCAUGAUGCUGCGAAAAUUGGUCUGUUAUUGUCAGUCCAUGAAAAUGUUUCCCCGAAAACACUAUUCAAUAUGGAUGAUGAAUCAACAACAACUCUUCAUACUGACACUUCUGUUUCUGAAAUUCCAACUGACGAGGAAUCAAUUAAACGUACACUAUCUACUAAAUCGUCGACGGGAUAUGGACGACGUCCAAUACCUCCUGGACCAAUUCAAUAUCGUAAACCCUUAAUACCAGAAGGGACACAAUCAAUUCCAUAUAGUCGCCAUCGAAGUGUCAGCAUUGAUGAUGACGAUUUUGAAAGUGCCUCACAAACUUCACACGUCCCUGUCAGUUAUUCACCACCCAGAUCUGUGGUUGACAUGGAUUGCGAUAUAAAUUUACGUAAACGAGCUUCCUAUAGUUCUUCCACUGGAUCACCAACACAUCCUCAAACUCCUCCACAGAGUUCACAAGGCAUUAGUUCUACUUAUCACACGAGUCCUGCUAGUUCGAUUUUCAGCAUCCCACCUCGAAAGCAACAUACAACGUCAUCACCUCCGCCUUCUCCCGCACAAAAUCCACACCCCAAAAAUGAUGGCCUUAGGUUCGUCUGUCAACGAUAUGUGAUAGUCAACCAAUUGCGUUUGGGUAGAAGAAGAGAAGAAAGUAAUCUACUUUACAAGGGGAAUCAUAUCCUGAGUGGGCUAAAUGUCAUAAUAAAAGAAUUUAAUUCGAAGAUGUCAUGGGAGAUAGAGACGCAGUAUUUGAAAGAACUGGCUUCCAAACACUUGGUAAGGUGGGUGGAUAAGAGCUCAAAUGAAAGUACAAGAGAAUAUUUUAGUAUCACGGAGUAUUAUG